UUUUUUUUGGGUUUCCUUCUUCCUUUCUACUAUUAUAGACUCCUUUGCUUAAUUCCUUUUUAUUGUUUUCUCCGAUUCCUUUCCUGAAAUUCUAUAUAACCUAUGCAAGCCAUUAAAUGUGUCGUUGUUGGCGAUGGUGCCGUUGGUAAAACCUGCUUACUGAUUUCAUAUACUACCAAUGCGUUUCCCGGUGAAUAUAUCCCCACAGUAUUUGACAAUUAUUCUGCCAAUGUCAUGGUCGACGGUAAACCGAUCAAUUUAGGAUUAUGGGAUACGGCAGGUCAAGAAGAUUAUGACCGUCUUCGACCACUAUCGUAUCCACAAACCGAUGUAUUUCUGAUCUGCUUCUCACUGGUCAGUCCUCCAUCUUUCGAGAACGUCAAGACCAAGUGGUAUCCCGAGAUCAGCCACCAUGCUCCCAACACACCCAUGAUUCUGGUCGGAACGAAACUUGAUUUACGCGAAGAUCCAGAAACCAUUGCCAAAUUACGUCAAAAGCACAUGGCGCCUAUUUCGUAUUCACAGAGCUUGCAAAUGGCAAAAGAUAUCGGCGCCGUCAAGUACUUAGAAUGCUCCGCUUUGACCCAAAAAGGUUUGAAGAAUGUAUUCGAUGAGGCUAUCCGUGCGGUGCUCUGUCCUGCUCCGCCGCCCAAGAGACAGAAGAAAUGUACAAUUCUGUAAAGGAAAUCACCCCAUAUAACCAGACAAAGGAGAUCAUCUAGUAGAAGCAGAGAAUAAUAACCAAAAUAGCUUUGUUUCUUCCACAUCAUGAUUAUCAUUUUACUAUUUAUUGAUUGAUUUUGCUCGUUUCACACUUUUCCGCCUUUGCCUUUUUGUUGUUUGUUGUUUUGUUCUUAUUUUAUUUUAUCAAAUCAACACAAGAUAUAGUGUCGAUUCUUUUGCAUUAAAAUGUGGCGAAACACAGAG
Radiomyces spectabilis is the source of this 927-nucleotide messenger RNA. RefSeq names its product rac protein. Gene Ontology annotation, molecular function: GTPase activity; GTP binding; protein kinase binding. Gene Ontology annotation, biological process: cortical cytoskeleton organization; establishment or maintenance of cell polarity; actin filament organization. Lineage: Eukaryota; Fungi; Mucoromycota; Mucoromycetes; Mucorales; Radiomycetaceae. The record is from RefSeq and is a predicted model, not a curated record. The coding region runs from base 103 to 681 and encodes 192 amino acids. The transcript is spliced from 4 exons. Gene Ontology annotation, cellular component: cytoskeleton; plasma membrane; cell projection.